ACUUGUCCUCCAUUUUCAGACCCUUGUCGAUCAACACAGCGCACUCGCCAAAAACUUUCUCGAGAAAUCGAAACCAACCCAAUUUUCAGUGCUCAAAUGGGUAUGGUAUUCGGAAAAAUCAGCGUCGAAACUCCCAACCACGAAGUAAUUCAGACCACGGCCGACUACGAAAUCCGGCAAUACCCACCAGCCGUGGUGGCCCAAGUCACAUAUGACCCAUCUGAGUUCCGAGGCAACAAAGACGGUGGUUUCACACUCUUGGCCAACUACAUAGGCGCCUUGGGCAACCCCCAGAACACCAAGCCGGAGAAGAUCGCCAUGACCGCUCCGGUGAUCACCAAAACAGGUGAGAAGAUCGCUAUGACGGCGCCAGUGGUGACAAAGACCGAAGGGGAGGAAAAGAAGAUGGUAACUAUGGAGUUUUUGUUGCCGGCGAAGUACCAGAGAGCGGAGGAGGCGCCUGCGCCGGUGGAUAAGAGGGUGGUGAUAAGGGAGGAGGGGGAGAGGAAGUAUGGGGUGGUGAGGUUUGGGGGAGUGGCGAGUGAUGGAGUGGUGGAUGAGAAGGUGGAGAUGUUGAAGAGAGCAUUGGAGAGAGAUGGGUUUAAGGUGAUUGGGGACUACUUGCUUGGAAGGUAUAACCCACCUUGGACUUUGCCUCCUUUUAGGACUAAUGAGAUUUUGAUUCCUAUUGAGUGAGAGUCACACAGUGCAUGUAUGAGCACUAUAUAUAAAUAUAUAUUUGUCAGUGUGUGUGUGAGUCCAAAGUUGAUAUGUGAAGUUUUGAUUCAUUCCUCAUUAGUAGUUUAACCGCAAACUUGUAUGUUCUGGGUUUAGUAAUCUGGUGGUGUUGUAGAAUAAGUUUGUAUGAUUUUAACUUUUCAAACACACUCUUGUUAUGUAAUAUAAAUGACAAGCAUAGCUUGGUUGAUUCAUAGCAGAAAAUAAAGUCGCUUUUGUAUUCUCA
Humulus lupulus (European hop) is the source of this 964-nucleotide messenger RNA. RefSeq lists its product as uncharacterized. The record is from RefSeq and is a predicted model, not a curated record. NCBI's taxonomy places the organism in Eukaryota, Viridiplantae, Streptophyta, Magnoliopsida, Rosales, Cannabaceae. The coding region runs from base 97 to 696 and encodes 199 amino acids. The transcript has a single exon.